ACGACUGACGCAAACGAGCACCUCGACUUCUUUGUUUACCCCAUCGCACCAGGCACAACGAGACUUACAAGACACCAAUUCCUCAACCAACGAGCCACCGAAACCAUCACCAGUUUAGCCUUCGCUUUAGAGAUGGCAGAGCCCUAUAACACGCCGAUGCCUGCAAGCACGCCAGUGCCAGCAUCCACUCCGCGAUCAUCCUCCCCCGCGCCGCCCCUCCCUAGCCUUACCCCCAACGGUUCCAUGACCACGAUCCCCCUACGACUGCCACAACAAGACCCGUCCGACAAACGACGACCCAUCGUCCUCCAUAUCGGCGAUCCCAUCAAGUACAACCCCGCAACAUAUGCAGAGUUCAGUCAAGCGUUCGAGGUUAUCCGACCCAGUACCGCGGAGAGGGAACGAAGCGAGUUCAAGAAGGCACUACAAGAACGGCGAUGGGGUGACUUCAGCGCCAUCUUUCGACCAUUCUGGGGUACUGGUGGCGAGAUGGGCCGUUGGGACGCUGAGCUUAUCGGCUUGCUGCCGACCUCGGUCAAGGUGUUUGCCAGCGCGGGUGCAGGCUUCGACUGGGCAGAUACAAAACUCCUUGGGAAAAGAGGUAUAAUUUAUUGCAACUCUGGCCUCGCCGCCGCCGAAGCUGUGGCCGACUUUGCUGUAGCAAUGGUUAUCUCCACCUUCCGGCACCUCCCCUGGUGCAUGGGCGCCGCGACACUCCCAUACUUCCUCACGACGUCUUCUUCCCCGGACUCCACGACUGCAUCCGUGGCAGCCGGCAAAACCUUCCAAACAUGCCACUCGCUCGCAACAGCCGUCUCCCACAACCCCCGCAACCACGUCCUUGGCCUUAUAGGCUUCGGUAACAUCGGCCAGCAGAUUGCUGCUAGAUUCGGAAACGCAUCCUUUGGGAUGCGAAUCGCAUAUUACGAUGUGGUUCGCAAGCCUGCCUCCAUGGAGUCAUCACUUGGGGCUACAUACUACCCCAAUCUAGAGCUUUUGUUGGCUGCGUCCGACUGCGUAGUGCUCUGUACGCCUGCUUCAGCGGAUGGCAAACCCCUGAUCACCACAGAUGCCCUGAAACAGGUCAAGAAGGGAUUGAGGUUUGUGAACGUUGCACGGGGAAGUCUGGUCGAUGAAGAAGCGCUGGCAGACGCGCUAGAGGACGGGAGGAUCAGCGCUGCGGCAUUGGAUGUGCAUUCUGAGGAGCCUAGGGUAAGCCAGAGGCUGGUCAAGAUGGCAUUUGGGGAACAGGACAUUGUCGGGAGGAACGCUAAAGAGCAGGCAAAAUCCAUUUUCGACCACCCUGGAAGGGUUAUGUUGACCUGCCAUAAUGCUGGGGGGACGGUCGAGACGCAUAUUGGGUUCGAGGAACUGAGCAUGAGGAAUAUCAUGGCGGUUCUGGGAGGGCACAAAGCCAUAACUCCGGUCAACUUGCAUUAUAUGAAGACUACGGAGUAAGAGGGGGCCAAGGGAGGGCUUUCUUUUCUUUCUUCCUUGGCUUGUCAUCCUCCUUCACUGUUGCCCCCCGCAUUUGGUCUCGGGAAAGGAAACACUGGCUUGUUCCGUUCCGAGCCUGGGAGUUUGGAGUUGAUAAACCACAAUGUAAGGCGGUAUUCAUGUUAUUUUCCCUUGUUCUUUUCUUGCUGUUUUUUCUAUUUCCUUUUCUUUUGCUCUUGGAGUCGUACUCCAGUUUCUUGUCCAAUGAAUUUCUCAGGUCACGAAACAUUAACAGCGGGGCCAGCUACCGCGGCUAACCAUAAUGGUGAUGGUUGUGUCAGCAAUGGCAUCCGUAAUGGAAUAUCAGGAAGGAACACCUGA
Neurospora tetraspora is the source of this 1818-nucleotide messenger RNA. RefSeq names its product D-isomer specific 2-hydroxyacid dehydrogenase. Gene Ontology annotation, molecular function: NAD binding; hydroxypyruvate reductase [NAD(P)H] activity; glyoxylate reductase (NADPH) activity. NCBI's taxonomy places the organism in Eukaryota, Fungi, Ascomycota, Sordariomycetes, Sordariales, Sordariaceae. Gene Ontology annotation, cellular component: cytosol. The record is from RefSeq and is a predicted model, not a curated record. The transcript is spliced from 2 exons. The coding region runs from base 133 to 1458 and encodes 441 amino acids.